AUGGCCGUCUACAACUCAUCCCUUGAAUCCAGCGAAAAGGGUCUGGAAGCCUACGACCUGCGGGAUGCAGAAGCCUUCGACUCUGUUGAGGCCAUGUGCAAGUCUGACACAGUCUCGCUCGUGGUCUACGCAGUAGCCGUCUUUUCACACUACGACCUCAUCAGGUCCGCAAUUGAGGCCGAAAAGACGUCUAUGCUGAGUGGCCACUUUAAAAAAGGAAUUGGCACAGUUAUCGGCCUCCAGGCUGGCGUUUCCCCAGCUUACGUUGCUUUGGCCAUGAUUCUAGAGAGUGGACGCAUCGGGCGGCCUUUGGCCACCCACAUUUCUGGCAGCGCCUGCACGGAGGAAACAGGCAAGGAUAUUGUUAAGCGAUAUAAGUGCUUCAAGGACCCCAGUCAUUCAGCUCUUGGGAGAGCCGACGACCUUGCGAACCCAGAUGCGGACGACGUGGCCAAGAUCAUCGUUAUGGACCAAGACCAAGUUAUUGAGUCGGACGUCACCAAGACUGUAGACGACUACGUCUCGCUUCAAGGAUGGACGGAAUCAGGAGUAGCCUUUACUUACUGCUUCCGGGGUGAGGGCGCGUUUGACAAGGGAGAAGGAUUAGUUUAG
Messenger RNA from Fusarium oxysporum Fo47, 612 nucleotides. RefSeq lists its product as uncharacterized. The coding region runs from base 1 to 612 and encodes 203 amino acids. The record is from RefSeq and is a predicted model, not a curated record. The transcript is spliced from 3 exons. Lineage: Eukaryota; Fungi; Ascomycota; Sordariomycetes; Hypocreales; Nectriaceae.